AUGAAGGAUCUUCGGGAUGGCCCCGCAACCAAGUUGAUCGGCUGUAUGUUGCGGCGCGUGGCGGAAAGCCAGAAACUUCUAGCGGCGCGUGUGAGCGCUUUCGCAGUCCAUUGGCGGCUUCUUGACGGAUUUGAGACCAACGGCAGUAGAUCUAUGGAACAGCGUUGCAACCUGGUUGAUCCACCGGAUGUGGCUACGAGUGGACAACACAGCAUCACCUUUUGGCGGCGCAUGGUAGUGCAUUCGGAGGAUGUUGGUGACCGGUCUUCCACAGAUUGCCUCUCUACCUCCAUUCUCAAUCUCAACCAAGAAAAGCUCAGAGAAAACCUCCAUCAAAUGGCUUCUUCAACUCUCCGAUUAUCUUCAUCAUCUUCUUGUUCCAGGCAUAUCAAUGCUGCUAUUCAUGUCCCUAAACUUCCUAAAGUCAUCACUUAUUUCUCGGUUCCAAAAGUACCAACAAGAAAGCUGGUUGAGGAAUUGAAGAUAAGGGAGGGAUUCACGAGCAUAGUCCCGGUAGAAAAGAUCAAUGAGAUCACUACCACAUCAACUGAUGACAAAAUUGCAACUACCCAACUCUAUGCCAUCUUAGAGGCCGUAGCUGACAGGGAGGAGAUGCACGCAAACAUGGGAAAACAGCGUGAAAACUGGAAUACCCUACUUCUCAACUCCGUCAACAUGAUAACCCUCACUGCUGCCACUAUGGCUGGUGCUGCAGCCAUUGGUGGCGCCGGAAUGCCCCUUUUGGCUUUGAAACUGUCGUCCACUCUCUUAUAUUCUGCAGCCACUGGGAUGUUGCUUGUGAUGAACAAAAUUCAGCCUUCACAGCUUGCAGAGGAGCAACGCAAUGCUACGAGAUUGUUCAAGCAGAUCCAUACCCAAAUCCAAACCAUGAUGGCUCUCGGGAAUCCAACUGAAGAAGAUGUGAAGGAAGUGAUGGAAAAGGUUUUGGCCGUCGACAGAGCAUACCCACUUCCCUUGAUAGGAGCCAUGCUUGACAAAUUCCCUGCAAAGUUUGAGCCAUCUGUUUGGUGGCCUUCAAAUCAGCAACUCCAGAAGAAAAACAAGUCCUGUGAAGGAAAGCAACGAGGUCAGAAGAAUAAUGGGUGGAGUGAGGAAAUGGAAGUAGAAAUGCGAGAGAUCGUCGAGGUGGUGAAGAGAAAGGACAUUGAGGACUACGAAAGGCUAGGCAACUUGGUGUUGAAGAUCAACAAGGUUUUAGCCAUCUCAGGUCCAUUACUCACUGGCAUUGCAGCCGUCGGAUCUGCUUUCGUUGGUAACGCCUCAUGGGCUGCAGUAGUAGCGGUGGCUGCGGGGGCUUUAGGUAGCGCGGUUAAUGCAUUCGAACAUGGUGGCCAAGUUGGGAUGGUGUUUGAGAUGUAUAGAAACUGCACUGGCUUCUUCCAAUUACUCCAAGAAUCCAUUGAAGUCACACUUGAGGAAAGAGAUUUGGAGAAAAGAGAAAACGGAGAGUUGUUUGAAAUGAAUAUGGCUUUAAAAUUGGGGAGAAGCUUGUCAAAUCUCAAAGAACUAGCCAGAAAGUCAGCUUCUUCACGUAUAGAUGGAACCGACAUAGAUGAAUUCGCUAGCAAGCUCUUUUAG
Messenger RNA from Corylus avellana, 1599 nucleotides. The record is from RefSeq and is a predicted model, not a curated record. Lineage: Eukaryota; Viridiplantae; Streptophyta; Magnoliopsida; Fagales; Betulaceae.